Molecule: messenger RNA, 2757 nt
Organism: Schistocerca serialis cubense
Lineage: Eukaryota; Metazoa; Arthropoda; Insecta; Orthoptera; Acrididae
Exons: 16
Coding region: 1-2757 (918 amino acids)
Biological process (GO): cell-matrix adhesion
Cellular component (GO): cell surface
Source: RefSeq, a predicted model, not a curated record
AUGGAUAGUCUUCCCAUUCAAAUUCUGUCAAGACUUGCCACAACUAAGCUCUCAAGAAAACAGGCAGAGUUGCUGAGUGGAAAAAAUGAUCCAGAACUACUGUUGAGUUUAGAAGGAUUUGUAAAAUCUGUACCAUCAUCAGUGAUUUCCAGUCUUGAGAUUGGAGGUCUAAAGCAGGAAAUGCUGUUUAAUCUAAUAACUAAUAUUGUCACUGCAGCUCAUGCUCAGGAUGUGACUGAUCUUCCUGUGUCAACUCGGACGCAAAUUUUGACAGUACUACAGAAAAUAAGACCUUACUUGGCUGAGAGAAGCAUUCUGGAAAGCAUAUAUAAGAGUGGGAAUCCAGGUCAUUUUUUCACGUUUAUAUCACCAAAGGAAUUAUUGGAGAUACAAAAGAAGCUGAGAGGCACCCUAUCAGAUGUUUCUUUUGAGCACUUUGCACAGGACUUCAGUGGACUGCCACAAAAUACACUUUCAGUUCUCCUGGGGAGUAUCAGAUCUAAGAUAUUAGAGAGAAAUGAUUCUUGGACAUUGAAUUCAUUUACUGAAUUAAAUCAGUUGAUCCUUGGAAUGACCUGCAAUGAUGUUGCUGUUAUUGAUACUCUUGAUAUACUUCAGGUACUUCAACUGUACAACAAAUAUGUCAGACUUGCAAGAAUGGAAUAUCCUAAGGACCUACAGUAUUGUUGGCUCAAAGUCCUCUCUGACUACUUUCUUAUGAAAGGCAAAGUUAGAGGCCAUAGUGCAACUGCUGAUUUUACUGAAGAGGUGGAAAGGGCAGAUAUCUAUGCUAUUGGAGGUUUUGUAUUGGGUGGUCUUUCCCCAAUGAUCAUUUCACAAGCACCAGACAGAUUCCAUAUACUUAAGGCCAUUGGUGAAUUAUCUCCAAUGGAGCUGUUGCAGUCGAUGAAUAAUGAAAACCCAACGGAUUAUGCUGAACUAUUUGUUGAGAAACAUAUUACAGGUCAAACCAUUGAACUUAAUGAUUUAUUAAACAUGGGAACCCUCACCAAUUUUUUGAAAGUCAGUGACAUUAACAAAAUUCAGCCUAAAGCCUUCAAAUUGUUUUUAGAAGUUGUUCCACAGGAAAAUAAAGUUUUGUGCACCUCCUCCAUUGCAAUGGAAGCUUGGUGCAAUCUAAUAAAUGAAACAUUUGGAGCACCAAGACUGUGGAGCAGUAGUAGUUUGGCAUCUAUGGGCGAUUUACUCAUAGUAUGUCCCCACACAUUUUUGCUAGAUGUUCCUGAAACAAGCUGGGUUAAUGCCAUAGAUGUACUGACAAAUACAACAUAUUACCAUAAAAAGGGAAAAUUUCUGGGUGAAACGUCACAUUUAUCUUUCAUUCAGAUGUGUCUGAAGUUCUUAGAGGCUGCUGAUCAUGGAAACUACCUUAAAUCUGUAAAAGAACUGAUGCAUUUGUACUUAAUAGCUACACAAGAAGUCCUAGAUAAAAUUAUUCCUGCUGCUGACAUUGUGCAUGCCAAUAAAGCAGCAAAUACAACUGAGUCACACAAUGUAAAGUUCCAUAGUGUGUUUGGAAGAGUAAAUGAACAGCUGACAAAAAUUGAAGUGCUGAACAUGGAUGAACAUAAUCGAACCAAAAGAGAACUAGGAUCCUCUGUGGCAGCUUCAUCUACAAUUUUUAAUCCACAAAAUGAGCCUGGUAACAGUUUAAGAGCAGCUGUAAUGAACAAUGCUCAUGAAACAACUGAAGACUCAAAGGUAAAGGAACUCGGCAGCUCACCUAUAACAGAGCAUAGCAAUGUGGAGGAUGAAGAUUCUCUUUCUGCUACAGAUUUACAGAAAGUAAAUAUUGUUAGCAAUCUUACAUGUGAUGCUAUAAAAGCAAGUGGAAUUGGUGCUUACCUUGGCCUAAAGGAGGAAGAUAUAGAAAAUAUGGUUAAUGAUGAAACUGAAGAAUGUCUUGACAUUUUUGGUGCUCUAGACCUUGGACAAAGGGCACAAAAGGUUGUGUGGAACACGCUUGGCAAGGCCUUUCUCCUGACAAAUUUACUGGAUCUUGGCCACCUAGUGAAAGUAAUGGGAAUGAAUGAUAUAAAUGAAGUGAAAUUAAAUAACAAGAGAUUCUACAUGGAAACAAUAGCAGCAUUAGGUGAAGAAAUAGAAGAUCCAAAAUUGAUCAGAAUUUUAGCAACCAAGUGGUUAAUUGACAAUCUGAAUAAGACCUUACCAACAGAAGCAGUUGGAGCUUUGGGAAACAUUAUUUGUGGUUUACCAAUGCCCACUAUCACAGACUUACUUAGUAAGAACAGAGCCUUUGCUAAACUUUUACCUGUAUUGAGAAACAUAAAGGGGUGUCCAAUGAUGUGCUUGCAGGAUCUUGCAGCAAUAGCUGUAAGAAAUUAUGGAGAUCCAAGCACAUGGAGUUCAGAAGACAUUUCUGCUUUAGGGGUUAUAAUGGCAGGAUUGAAUACCAGACAUUGGAAAUCGCUGAAAGGAACUCGGGGUAACCAUCCCCUCUGCGGCUUGACUCCUCGUGCUGUGCAAUGCUUACCUCUGAAUGUGAUUAAGGAUCUUACAGUUGAACAAGUUGCAUCCCUGCUUCCAAGUGCUGUUUCAGUGAGUGAAGACAAAUUCUCUGUGCUGCCGGAACAACAAAAAGAAAUACUAAAAAAAACAUUGAGACGUCAAGAGAGAGAUUUAAUUAAUAAAUCAGUGUGUAAUUUGGUUUUAAACAUACAGAAACAGAUCAUGUUGAGAAUUGGCAGUAAAUGCAUUGCAACAGCCUUUGAUUAG